UGAUUCGUUACCAUUUGCAUCUUAUUUUUUACAGAUUCGUUACUCAAUAUUUGUCUAUUUUGUAAAUUGCUUUCUGGCUUAUAUCAUAUUGAGAAAGUUUUGACUACUUGAAGACUGACAGUUUCAACAAUUAUACGGGUUUCCUUGUCCACUAUUUUGUAUAUUGAUAAAUACUGGGUUUUCUUGAAAUCCAACAUUGAAAUGCCUUAUCUCUGGAGUCUCAAUAUGAUAAAGCAUGUUGAUGUCUAAUUAUAUGGAGAUUUUUCUCCAAGAAAAUCCCUAGAGAAAACAGUAGUCAGGCCAUUGUGUUAGUUAAAAAACCGUCCUAAAACCAGUUAGGUAAAGAAGAAGCAACCCCACAUGGGUUGAAUGACCUACCUAAUCUAUACUUACCUCCAGCAUGGUAUAGCUAGUACCCUCUGAACACGCCUGCAUACACUUUUGCUAUAUAAUCAUUCGGGUGUGGCUCUGUUGAUACCGGAAAAUGGAUCAAGCAAAGGGAAAAGUCUGUGUUACUGGGGCUUCAGGAUUCUUGGCUUCUUGGCUUGUGAAAAGACUUCUCCUUGACGGAUAUGAAGUUAUUGGAACAGUCAGAGAUCCAGGAAAUGAGAAGAAACUUGCUCACCUUUGGAAGUUGGAAGGGGCAAAAGAGAGACUACACUUGGUGAAGGCUGAUUUAAUGGAAGAUGGAAGUUUUGAUAACGCCAUAAUGGGAUGCCAAGGAGUUUUCCAUACUGCUUCUCCUGUCCUCAAACCUACCUCUAAUCCAGAGGAUGAGAUCUUGAGACCAGCUAUAGAGGGAACCCUGAAUGUACUGAGAUCAUGCAGGAAGAAUCAGUCCCUGAAGCGUGUGGUUCUCACCUCAUCCUCUUCAACUGUCAGAAUCAGAGAUGAUUUUGAUCCCAAUAUUCCUCUUGAUGAAUCAGUUUGGACUUCUAUAGAACUCUGCAAGCGUUUCCAGGUCUGGUAUGCCUUAUCAAAGACAUUAGCUGAGCAAGCUGCAUGGAAAUUCUGUGAAGAAAAUAGUAUGGACCUUGUCACUGUUCUACCAUCCUUCCUCGUUGGACCCAGUCUUCCUCCUGAUCUAUGUUCUACAGCUUCCGAUGUCCUUGGAUUACUGAAAGGAGAAACAGAGAAGUUCCAAUGGCAUGGACAAAUGGGGUAUGUUCAUAUCGAUGAUGUUGCACGAACGCACAUACUUGUUUUUGAACAUGAAGCAGCUCAAGGCAGAUACAUUUGCAGCUCUGAUGUCAUCAGUCUAGAGGAACUAGUUUCCUUCUUAUCCACUCGUUACCCAUCACUGCCUAUCCCCAUGAGGUUUGAGAAACUAAAUAGGCUGCAUUACAACUUUAACACCUCGAAGAUACAGAGUCUCGGGUUCAAGUUCAAGUCCCUUGAAGAGAUGUUUGAUGACUGCAUUGCUUCAUUGGUCGAGCAAGGCUAUUUAUCUACCGCUGUUCCAUAAUUCUUAGACUAGAAAAUAUGUGCAAAUAAGAUUGGUCUGAGAUAGUAGUAAAUGUCGCUUCACAAUAAAAGAAUGGAAUUUGAAAACAUGACAAAGGUUACAAACCGAUCUAUAUUAUUAUUUGUUUAGUU
Messenger RNA from Capsella rubella, 1596 nucleotides. Its product is annotated as tetraketide alpha-pyrone reductase 1. NCBI's taxonomy places the organism in Eukaryota, Viridiplantae, Streptophyta, Magnoliopsida, Brassicales, Brassicaceae. The transcript is spliced from 6 exons. Gene Ontology annotation, molecular function: oxidoreductase activity, acting on the CH-OH group of donors, NAD or NADP as acceptor. Bases 485 to 1465 code for a protein of 326 amino acids. The record is from RefSeq and is a predicted model, not a curated record.